Messenger RNA from Rattus norvegicus (Norway rat), 1289 nucleotides. RefSeq names its product serglycin (gene Srgn). The record is from RefSeq and is marked provisional. Gene Ontology annotation, cellular component: extracellular region; cytolytic granule; Golgi apparatus. NCBI's taxonomy places the organism in Eukaryota, Metazoa, Chordata, Mammalia, Rodentia, Muridae. The coding region runs from base 25 to 564 and encodes 179 amino acids. The transcript is spliced from 3 exons.
CUGCGAGGGGCUGAGCUGGUCAGGAUGCGGCAGGUUCCUGUGGGCACCAGGCUUGUCCUGGCUCUCGCCUUCGUCCUGGUUUGGGGAUCUUCAGUUCAAGGUUAUCCUGCUCGGAGAGCCAGGUACCAAUGGGUCCGCUGUAAACCAGAUGGCAUUUUUGCAAACUGCAUUGAGGAGAAAGGACCACGGUUCGACCUAAUAGCAGAGGAAUCCAACGUUGGCCCCCCGAUGACCGAUCCUGUUUUGAUGAGAGGAUUCCCGAAUGAUUUCUUCCCCAUUUCUGAUGACUAUUCUGGCUCCGGCUCCGGCUCUGGCUCUGGCUCUGGCUCCGGCUCUGGCUCUGGCUCUGGCUCCGGCUCAGGUUCCGGCUCCGGUUCCGGUUCUGGCUCUGGCUCGGGUUCUGGCUCCGGCUCGGGCUCUGGCUCAGGAAGCGGCUCCCUAGCUGACAUGGAAUGGGAAUACCAGCCAACAGAUGAAAACAAUAUUGUCUAUUUCAACUAUGGGCCUUUUGAUAGGAUGCUCACCGAGCAAAACCAAGAACAACCAGGAGAUUUUAUUAUAUGAAAGUAACCGUCUGUUUCUCCACCUCCACAUGAAACAAUGUGUUCAGUAUACUUUGUGUACCACGUUUAAAUGAGCAGUCUCAGGAUAAAGUUUUACAGAAAAUUUAAAAUGCUUGGAAAAGACUCUUGAAUCCUGUUACCCCUUUCCUCAUUAAUUGAUAAGGAAUUAUGCUUUAAUGCUGUUAUCUAUCUUAUUGUUCUGGAAAAUAUCCGCAGCUAUAUGUGUAUUGAAUCAUAACUUUAAAAGCCAUACUGGUUUCGAAAACUUUAUUUUGAUAGCAAGUUGAUGAACAAUACUUCAUACCUAAAGUGUUCCAUUGUGAAUUAAAGAUAUAUUCCUAUGUGAUUAAAAAGAAAAUAAAAUGAAACACAGUGGCCUCCUACCGUGGCUAUGUGAUGUGGUUUACAUGGUGAGGGGUAUAUAUUCUGUUAUGGCCAUUGGAUAUGACGGGGAAGACCAAAUGUUGUUUAUCUAAAAAUGUUGUGGGUUGGGGCUGGGGAUUUAGCUCAGUGGUAGAGCGCUUACCUAGGAAGCGCAAGGCCCUGGGUUCGGUCCCCAGCUCCGAAAAAAAGAACCAAAAAAAAAAAUGUUGUGGGUUGUAAAGUUAGAAACAUUAACACCUCAAAUAACAUAGAGUUGUGGUCUCAAUGCCUCAUAAUGUUUUGCCUUUUCCUAGAUGCUUGUUCAGGUUCAAACGUUACUCCAUUAAAGCAAACAUAACCAAA